GAUCAGUGUUUUGUAAUGAAGGUUUUUUUCACCUCCUCCCUCUCUCUCUAUCUGUGCUGCCUAUUAUUAGCCGCUGAGGCCUGAGUGUCGAGUGCGUGGAGGUGGAUGCAUCCACAUGACGGUCACUGCUGCAGCUCUGCAUGGCACCGACAGGCGUGACUGAGGACCAUAGGAAUUAUUAUCCGCUUGAAUUAGGCGUCCCCUUUUCCUCCCUACCCCUCCCGCCCCCCACAAAAUUUUAGAGUCCUCGCCCGCUUUGCCUUGAAGAUGAGGUUAAAUACGCGUUGUAGCCAGCAGGUGCAAAGCCGCAUCCGAUGGAGUCGUGCUUUGUGUCUCGUCCCUCCGCUAAUCCCAUGCGCCACUUCCUUGCGUUACGAUAAACACAGCCAAGAGUCAGUGACGGAGUGUUACAUAACGCGUAAUGCAGCACAGCCUCAUGACUAGACAGCCUCGCUGGUGGAGGGACUGUGCGGUCCUUCUGGUCGCAUUUGACAGAUUCUGAUAUGGACUAUGAGAGGCCAAACGUUGAAACCAUCAAGUGCGUGGUGGUGGGAGACAAUGCCGUUGGAAAGACACGCCUUAUCUGCGCCAGAGCCUGCAACGCCACACUCACACAGUACCAGCUGCUGGCAACACAUGUGCCCACAGUCUGGGCCAUCGACCAGUACAGAGUAUGCCAGGAGGUUUUGGAACGCUCCAGAGACGUGGUGGAUGAUGUCAGCGUUUCCCUUCGUCUCUGGGAUACCUUUGGAGACCACCACAAGGACAGACGUUUUGCAUACGGCAGGUCUGAUGUGGUGGUACUGUGCUUUUCAAUUGCCAACCCUAACUCGCUAUACCACGUGAAGACUAUGUGGUACCCUGAGAUUAAACACUUCUGCCCCCGUGCGCCUGUCAUCCUGGUGGGAUGUCAGCUGGACCUACGCUACGCAGACCUGGAGGCAGUGAACAGGGCACGGAGGCCUUUAGCCAGACCCAUUAAAUCCAAUGAGAUACUUCCCCCAGAGAGAGGCAGGGAGGUGGCCAAAGAGUUGGGAGUGCCGUAUUACGAAACCAGUGUUGUCGCUCAAUUCGGAGUCAAGGACGUCUUUGAUAAUGCUAUCCGAGCUGCGCUUAUCUCACGCCGCCACCUGCAGUUUUGGAAAUCUCACCUCAGAAAUGUACAGCGGCCUCUACUUCAGGCGCCCUUCCUGCCGCCAAAACCCCCGCCGCCCAUAAUCACUGUGCCGCCUCCCCCGACGACGACAGAGGAGCACCCAGUUGGUCUACUGGAGGACCCACACUGUGCUGAUGUCAUUCUCGUGCUGCAGGAACGACAGAAGAUCUUUGCACACAAAAUAUACUUAUCAACAGCCUCUUCAAAGUUCUAUGACCUCUUUAUUAUGGACACACAAAAUGAGGAGACUGAAAGACCUCCUCGUGGUCCUCUUUCGGGCCGAGAGCUGCUGAUGCGUGCUGCUAGUUUCGACGUGUGUGAGAGCAACGACGAAGGGGACAGGGCCAACCUGAGAGCCUGCACCAGUGACGGAACUUUGAAAGACUCACAAGGAGGAAGGCGUGGACGCUUGCUUUCCUCGUGGAGUCGAGCUUUUGUCAGCAUCCAGGAGGAGCUUGUGGACGAUCCAAUCACGUACAGUCCCAGGCCCAUGACUGUAGUGCACAUGGACCAGUCUAUGCAGCUGGGACCUUUCCGAGCAGUGCUUCGCUACCUGUACACAGGACAGCUGGAUGAGAAUGAGAAGGAACUAAUGCACAUUGCCCAUAUUGCUGAGCUGUUGGAGGUCUUUGACCUGCGCAUGAUGGUGGCGAACAUACUCAACAAUGAAGCCUUCAUGAACCAAGAAAUCACCAAAGCCUUCCAUGUACGCCGUACAAAUAGAGUCAAGGAGUGCUUGGCCAAAGGAACCUUUUCUGAUGUAGUUUUUAAGUUAGAUGAUGGAACGAUCAUGGCCCACAAGCCUCUACUCAUCUCAAGUUGUGACUGGAUGGCAGCUAUGUUUGGUGGACCCUUUGUUGAGAGUUGCACCAAAGAGGUGCUGUUCCCUAACACCACUCGCAGCUGUAUGAGGGCUGUGCUUGAGUAUCUCUAUACGGGGCGCUUCUGUUCUCGAUCUGACCUGGAUGCAAUGGAGCUUAUUGUUCUUGCCAAUCGUCUUUGUCUCCCCCACUUGGUUGCACUCACAGAGCUCUACACAGUAACAGUACUUACAGAAGCUGCCAUGAUGGGGGCUGACAUUGAUGGAGAUGUGCUGGUCUAUCUGGACAUGGCCCAGUUUCACGGUGCCCAGCAACUAACUGGCUGGUGCCUUCACCACAUCUGCACCAACUACAACAGUGUUUGCCGCAAGUUCCCCAGAGACAUGAAGGCUAAAUCAACAGAGAACCAAGACUAUUUUGAGAAACACCGCUGGCCACCGGUAUGGUACCUGAAGGAGGACGAUCACUUCCAAAGAGCACGAAAAGAGCGUGACAAGGAGGACUAUCUGUACCAGAGGCGCCAGUGUAAACGCAAGUGGCUCUUCUGGAACCUUCCGUCAUCCCCUAACUCAAACUCGUCGUCUUCUGGUUCAUCUGCUGUCAUCUGAGCAAAGGCCGUGAGAAUGGAGGAGCUUUGUGAGUAUGUGGAUGUGAGGACAUACUGUACAACUGUGCUGCCGAUUGUUCAGCUAUGCAGGUUCUCCUAAUCUGCUUUGUUUGUCUCAUUUGAAGGUGUUUUUUUAGGGGUGUACAGGACUCAACUGUCAGUGACAUACAGUAAACCCUGCUGGGUAAUGGCACAGUGGAACACUUCCUAUUGAUACUUCACAUUUGUGAUCAUAAUCAUCAUCAUCUAGCCUGAACUGAUAACCAAGUGCUGCUUAUCAGCUGCAACAACCAGCAAUUCAACACAGUUGACUUGAGUCUCAGAGAUAUAGCACUUUGCCCUUAAGUCUUUGUACAAUCUACACGCUCACUAACAGAGUACAGUCUGUCAUCAACAUCAAUAGGACCACCUGACAUGAGUCACUUGAUAACCACACUUACCAGAAGUAUGACCCUAUUGGCAAGUGUUACUUUUGUGUUUAUGUUGAAUGUUUCGUUCACAUUGCAAAGCUAAAAGUGAGUCAGUAUUUACUAGAAUGAUCUUGUCAUCCACGAUCACAAAAGGGCUUUAGUUUACAUGUCCUGAGACACAGGCGGACCCAAAUGAUGGAAAUUAUUGGUGUUCUCUGUAAAAUGAUAUCAAAAUGAGAGCAGACAAAAUCACUAUAAUCACUCGAGAUGGGCAUAGUAAUGAAUGCCUUGUUAUGUUUUUAUUUUUGCAUUUUGAAGCAAUUGAUUUCAAAUGGAGUGCACUAUUCGGCUCCAAACAGCAGAGGUGCUGCUUGCUAGUUUGCAAUCUGAAAAGGAGAAUUAACCUGCAUAGUUCUUUAAUUAAUAAAGAUUAUUCUUGAAGUAAAGAUAUCUGUGGAAAAACACGCUUUCCAUCAAAGUCAGAGGUGUCCAAUCUUUUUCGAGUACCGCAUACUGAAAAAGUUUGAUAUUUUUUAAUUUUGUAAACAUGCUAAAACCAAUUCAACAUAAAUAUGCUAAAAAGUUAUAUAGAGAAAACAACCUGUAUCUCAUCUUGGUUUUAUAGCUUUAUAGGUGAUACAGCUUAUUAUUAGUAGUAUUAUUAGUCAACCUUUACUCAUUUUAAUAUGCCUUUUUGCUGUUGUUUUCUUGUUCAAUUGUGUUUUAUAAUGUGCCACGGGCCAAUAAAAAACAAGCUGCGUGCCGCAAAUGGCCCCCAGGGUGUACUCUGAACACCUCCGAUUUAAGUAAAACAUCUAAGACUACGAAAAAAUUAUCACAUUCAUUGUUAUUUUUCCCCAUAGCCAAUCAAGGAAAUAUCGUCAAAUGCCCAUCCUGAUUUGUCAGUAGUGAUUUUGCUGAGGGUGCCCGACAUAGCUGGCUUAAUAUUCUUUACACACGUUUUAACCUUGACACAAGAACAUUAAAUGCAGUAUGGUGUUGUCAAAAGCUCCAGCAAAUAUAAACAGAAUUUAGGAAGCUAUAUAAAAAAGGCUACCAAGUAAUUUGUCACAUCUUGCACUUGCACUUAUGUUGACCGUAUGUAUGUUGAGUGUGUGUGUGUGUGUGUGUGUGUGGUUGGGGGGGGGGGGCUUCAGCAUUGUUAUUGUUUGUAAACGUGAUGUUUAAAGGAAUAAGGGAACACUGUAAAUUGUACAGAAUGUCAGAUGAACUGCCUUGUUGUGCAGUUGUCUUAUACUGUAUUGUGCACUGCAGGCAGUGAGCAGCAGAACAGCACACUAUGACAUGUCGGAAUAUAGACCUGACUGCUCAGACUGUAGGUUUACGUGCAGGUACUUUGCGGAAAAUAACUCAAUGAUUCAUUUUUAUUGGCCUCCAGUUACACUACUAUUACUACUCUACAGUAUACUAACAGUAUUGUUGUUUAAAUUAGAAUUAGAUUGCAACACAUUUAUAAAAAGAUUACAUGAUAGAAAUGUAUGAAACAUCCAUAAAACACAUUUUUAGGAAUGAUGUAUGAGUCCCAACAUUUGUUCGAGAAGUACAAUUUUAUUAAUAUUUUGAGUUUUAAAGAGCAUCAGAUGGUGUUAUGAUUGAAAUUACUUUUUAAAACAGAAGUCCUUCUUGUAUUAACUUGGGACCUAAUUGAGCCCCUUAAUGAGAAAUAGAUUAAUGCUAUUUGCCAUCAUUUCAAGUAUAAACUAUUGAUAAGUGGUGGUGCUACUAAAUCGACACAAAUUCCAGAACCUCAUUCCACUUGACACAUUGAUGCUCUACAAACAAAAGCAUGUAUCUCCAAUCAAAAUUAUAACAAACAACAAAAAAUGCUUUUGUUUUAAGCAGCACAUUCACAAAAUUUUGAGAUACAUGAAGCAUGUAAAGUGCAAAUGUGACUCUACAAAUCAGCAGAAGGAUAUGUUUUGUUUUCCUGUGGUGUGAUUCAUAAACAUGCAUUUCAUACCUCAGUGCAUUGCUUUUAGAGAAUCUUCUGCUGAUGUUUUUGCAUCAAUGACACCCCGCGCCUUAAUGUACAGUAUCGUGUAUGGUAUUGAAUGUAAUGUAGCGUCAAUGUGGGUAUCAGUGUUCAUAUUUCAUCAUGUGGAUGUAAAGGAAUUGGUGCACAGACUGAGUGCUGUAGUUUGAACAUAAUGGUUUCGGUAUUUUUUUUUUUUGCUGAAAACACAGCAAAUGGAUUACGUUAAAUAAGAUCAUCAAUUUGCAGCAUUAGCCAUCUAAUGAAUGCAGGGAUCUCUAAUGUGUUUAUCCGUUUUAAGGCAAAAUUAUUCAAAGGUGUCACCAUGGGAAAUUUGACUGGUCAGAGUCAAAAUUGUAAAUAACAAGAGCAAGCAAAGUGAGCGACUGCAUAGUUUAACAAGCUGUUUUUUCUACUAUGCAUUGUGAAAUUUCUGACUUUGACACUACAAAUUUGCACUGCUUUGUAGCGCCAGGUUCUAGUCAAAUGACAUAAAAUGGUAUAUUAACAUCAUUAGAUAUUACAAAGGUGUAUUAGGGCUACACUGAAGAAAAACAAAAAAAAUAAAGUUGAAAUUUUGCAGUCAUAAAUACAUGUCAGCAUUAGCAAUGUUGACAGUCACUAGUCAGCUUUAUUGUCAUCAAAUGACAACAUUUUUUCUCAUAACAUCUCGGCUUUUCUUUACUUUAUUGUUUUAAGAUUAGGACCUUUUGUCGAGAAAAUGCAACUUUUAAAAAAAAAUACUCAUAAGAUUAUGAAUUUUCUGGGAAAAAAUUACUUUUUUUCUUGUCAUAUUAUGAAAAAGUGAAAUUUUAUUGUUGUACGAUUAUGAGUAUUUUUUUUUAAUCUAAACAUACAAUUUUAUACAACUAAAUAGAACUUUUCUGUAAAAUACAACUUAUUUAUCUUGUUUAAAAAAUACACUUUAUUUUCAUAAGAGUACGACUUCUCGAAAAAAUGCAACUUCUUUCUAACAAUGCUUUUUUUCUCAAAAAAAGUAUGAAUUCAUUGUUAUAAGAUUACGAUUUUUUUCUUGUAAAUUCUUUUUUUUUUUAGAGUUUGUGUUCUCAUGGGAUUCUUAUUUUUACAAAAUAUGCCUUUUUUUUGUUUUCAGUGUGACCCUAAUACUCCUAAAGAUUUGUAGAUAAUAUCAGGUAAAGAAAAAAAAGAUCAGCAAAUACAUCACAAUGAAGAUCCUACUAGGGCCCUGUUCAUGUAUUUGGGUGCUAAUAAUACUGUAUUACCGCUGCAGAGAAGCACAAACCAAAGGGAGCUUUAGCAGCACCAGGAAUAUAAAUAUGUAUAUGCUGCACAAUCACUACUGCAUAGAUUUAAGAGGCCUUGUUCCAAAAUUCUGAAAAUUCAACUGAAAAAAUGAAUAAAUAAAAGAACAUGAAUGUUUUUUCAGUGUUCAAAGCCUCUGUGACAUUUUCCUGAGUCAUCAGGUGGUUUUGUUUUUCAAAAGCUAUUUGUAUUGUUUCAUGGAAUUCUGUAGCAUGUGUUCUUGAAAAUGUGUAAAUAAUUUACUAAAUAAA
Messenger RNA from Dunckerocampus dactyliophorus (ringed pipefish), 6522 nucleotides. Its product is annotated as rho-related BTB domain-containing protein 2-like. The transcript has 11 exons. Gene Ontology annotation, molecular function: GTPase activity; protein binding; GTP binding. Bases 504 to 2585 code for a protein of 693 amino acids. The record is from RefSeq and is a predicted model, not a curated record. NCBI's taxonomy places the organism in Eukaryota, Metazoa, Chordata, Actinopteri, Syngnathiformes, Syngnathidae. Gene Ontology annotation, biological process: small GTPase-mediated signal transduction.